AUGUACAUGAGAUUUUUUUCCAGGUUGUAUUCAGGUAUGGAGGCGGGGGAAAGAACUGUAUCUGUCUAUUCUGCUGUGUUUGAAUUGUCUGUUAGAUGGUUGGAGCUAACACUGCCAUUCAUUUCCUUCAGUGUGAUUGAAAGGAAUUUAUGUUUUGCUGUCCUGAUGUCCACGAUCAUGCUGAGGUUCAACUAUGAGCACUGUGUGAAAUUAUUUCAACUCAUCUGAUUGUUAUAAAUAAUGCAACUGCAGCUGAGGGAAAUUUUGGUUUUAAGGAGCUCAUCUUAGGUUCAUGGUAAACAAAAGUUAAGAAGUAGUCCCUUCACUCCAGACUCAAUGCACAGAGCAGUUUUCUUCAAUCUGUGUAAACCUCAAAUCAUUUAUUUACCAUUCCCAUAUAGUUAAUAACAUUUUAUUGCUCCUAACAAUGAGUCAAAGUGCACUAUAUCAGUGUGAGUUGUUUUUUUAUAUCUCUAUCCUCACUCUGGCACAAGAUUGUCACCUCAUGUGACACACUCUCCAAUAAAACAAUAAACAAAUGGAAAGUGUGAGAGUGAGACAGUGUGGUUUCUGUAUGAUGUAUCUGUAUUAACUCAGGGUUAAAUAUAUUUACAUUAGCUCAGAGAGUAGAACUGGUUGAACAGGUGCCCACAUAUGCAGAAGUUACCUCCUCUACAGGGUGAAGUAGUCCAACAACAACACUCUGCUGACAUUUCAGACUGUAUCAUAUACUUUCCAGGGAAAGAAAUUGAUUGAAUAUUGAUAUUGUGAUAAAAUAAUAUCGAAACAGAAGUUAGAAAACCCCCAGAACAAAAGAUGGCAUUUACAAAUUGUUACAUUAAUUGUAUUUACAGUCCAGAACUCCAAGAAGUUUGGUAUAGUUUUAUCGAAGAGUAGACAGAGGAAAUCAUAUUUGAGUUCAUUUAAUACUAAAUAGAAGUAUGUUAAAUCAACCUAUAGUUUAGCCGCAAUAAUGGAAAGCAGAUUGCAUCCAACUUCUCAGCCCUGAUGGACUCCACAUGAUUUAAAUUAAGCCUCAGGAAAUAUCAAUCACAUGGAGCCUCAUGAUGUGACCACUGAUAAAACCAAGGACAGGGCAGCCUCCAAUUACUGUGACUCUACGCUAAUUGUAAACCAAUAUGUUGCUUAUUUCCUGUCUUACAGCUGCUUUUUUAUUGGUUUCUGUGUGUAUAAUGCCAAAUAUGAGGAUUUGAUUUUGUUUAAGUGAAUGUCUUGGAGUUUUUGACGAGGUUUGGACAGAAAGAAACCAUCAAGAGGUCUAACUUCAUCUAAUUUUUUAAACAUCAUUGGAAACCAUAAUCUAUAAUAAUAAUGAUAAUAAGAAGAACAUGUUUGAGGCUCGUUGCUUUAAGAUAAUCAUCCAUAGCCUGUUGGGUGGGGCUCGGGUAAGUGGCUGAUAUGAGUCCAGUAUUAGUAACACUUCUUCUCUGGCACUUAAAAAAGGAGUCCUGCACCUUUAACUAUCCACAUAGCUUUUUGUGUGAAACAUUCAAGAGGCAACAGAGAAUGCCUGUUGUCAUUUGCACCUGCAGAGAGGACCUAUUUGCCUGGAGACCAGACAGUGUAAAAUGCUGUGACUUUUAUUUCUUCUAAAUUAGGCUCCUUUUUUGUUUUUAAAAUCUAAUUUUAUGUAUAUCUCAUCAUGCCAUAUGGAAUAUCUAGUUCUUGGACUAAUUGUCAUCCUGUGUAAUACCUGUCAUUGAUGUAAGUAAUGUCGUUUUAAUCAACGAGCGGGGUGUUUGAAAUUACAGCAGAUUAAUCACAAAAUUGUUGGUAGUUUUCAGACAUUAAAUUAUGGUUAAAGUCUCCGACAGUUCUUGGUAACAACCUUACUUUCUGUCAUGUAAUAUUGAGCUUUUAGCUGUAGGAACUAUCAUACCUACUUUGCAUUAGAAAAAUAGAUUGUCACUGUGGUAGCAGAUUAUUAUGCAAAAAUCCUCUCAAUAUUUGAGCGAGUCUUGAAAAAUUGAACCUAGUUGCAUGUAAACACGGCCCUGCCCUCUUUUACUCUCCUCCCUCUUGCACUUGUACUCAGUCUAACCUCACAUAAAGUCACACCCUCGCUGUCCUCGCUCACAUUUCCAUUUGCUCGAGCCCGGUGUGCGCUAAAAGAACGGUAAGGUGAAAGACUACAGGCUUUAUGUUUAAUGAUGGAGGAGCUUACCUAGAAACAAUUGGCAAUGAAAGUGAGAUUGUGUAUCAGUGACAUAGUACAGUGAAAGUUAAGAUGUUGAUGUAACAAGCUUGUUUGCAGUGAUUUAAUUGUUUCUAUGUUUGUGUUGCUAAACUUCUGUCAAAGAUUUUAAAUUAUAAGCUCAUACGUCUUUAAAGACAGAUUUUUUCUGAGUCUCUUGUGUGUCUUGAGUCUGUCCUUGCCAUCACAAGCAAAGGGCUCUCCAAUUAGUGAGUAAUUGUUCCUCGGGUAUCACCAUGGUAACCUCACGGUUCACAGCUCUUUUGACCACCUCAGCUCUACAGGGAGCUGUCUUUGCACUCAUCAUCAUUGGAAACUGCUGCUUUAUCACUUUAUAGAGCUCAUCAUCACAUGACUUGUGUAAACUUGUUUUCCCGGAUGGUUAAUCGUGAGUGUGGUUCCUUUUUAGAGCCGUAUGUUUGUGCUCAUAUGGAUUUGGUCUUGGUGUGACUCAUGCCAGAAGACUCUAGAGGAAAUACGUUACCCCACCCUCCCUGAGGCCUCACCCACUUUUUCCUUUUACUGAACUGUCCUCCCUGCUCCUCUCUUUCAUUAGCUAUGGCUGGACCCAGGCCUGUGGUGCUGAGCGGCCCGUCUGGGGCGGGGAAGAGCACGCUGCUGAAGAAGCUGAUAAAAGAGUACGACAGCGUGUUUGGCUUCAGUGUCUCCCGUAAGUUGCCGUGAGAUUUUGAAAGUGUUUCACACUGACUUUGUUGAAGGUGAUGAAAUCAGGCGAUGGUAAUUCCUCAGUAUAGUUAAACCUGUUUUACACAGAGUAGAUGUGAGCGUAACAUGUACACAAGCAGAGAGCUGCUUAAAUUAGUUCACAAUUAGUCAAUCUAUAGAAGAUAAUUCUUCAAGUAGUUCAUGAUUGGUCGUGCUAAAUGCAUAUUAUCAGGUUUCAGUUUUAGAUUUGUUAAAUGGGAUUGAAAUCUAAACAUUUUAACAUUUAAGACAGCACACUGCACCAAAAGGAGGACUGUUGGCCUUGUAGUUUGAGCAUGUGCAGAGGCAGCAGUCCCCAUUGAAACAGUCGCUGGUGGUUCACCUCUUUUACUCAUCAGCUAUCCUAUCAUUUAAGACAGAAAGGCCAAAAAAAACUCCAAAGAUGUCUUUUAUGACUUAAAAAAGUGUGUUAGGAAAAUAUGAAUACAUUUAUAAAAACAGCUUAUUUCCUAUAAUGGCUGGCAUUAAAGCUUACUUUCCCUGUUUGAUAUUAAUGCCAUGUUUCAAAAGUUGUUAUAAAAAUCUCCUUACACAUUGUAGACAAGAUAAGGCCUGUAAUCACAGAGCGUGGAUUUGGAAUGGCAACGCCCUUUUUUAACACACCAGUACAGUUCAACAGAAUAGCCCAGCCUUUGAAACACCCCUCUAAUCUCCCGCACCAACAAGUCAAAACUGAGACGGGGCGGGACCUUAGAUAUCAGCUAUAUCAACAGCCAUGUCCUGAUAGAAUCUUGAGACUCUACCAGGACAUGACACUUUUCAUUUACACAUACUUUGAAAAAAUGUUCAUCCUUCAGUUCUGCCUGAACACAGGUCAAACAUUUUUUUCUGACACUAGUAUUUUUUCAAUCCUCAGACACAACGAGAAAUCCUCGACCUGGAGAAGUGAAUGGCAAAGGUACAGCUUGUUCCUCCUCUUCCUCCACCACUGUUUUCAUAAAUUACAAGCUUUAGAGGUCGGUGAUGCUGUGGCUUUCUUUGCUCUUAUCCAGCAUGUUCUUGGGGUUUUUCAGAUUAUCACUAUGUUACACGGGAAGCGAUGCAGAUGGGGAUCGACAACGGGGAUUUCAUUGAGAACGCAGAGUUUUCAGGGAACAUGUACGGGACAAGUAAAGCAGCUGUGCAGGACGUCCAGGCCAAAAACCUCAUUUGUAUACUUGACAUUGACAUGCAGGGUGUGAAGAAUAUCAAAAAAACAGACCUCAACCCCAUCUACAUCUCUAUCCAGCCUCCAUCCAUGGACAUCCUGGUAAGCACACGAAAAUACGACUGUUGUCCUGUCGGUGAAGAGUUUCUUCUUUGCUGUAAUCAGGACUUCUUUGUUUCACAGGAAACCACAAAUUUAGGUGUUUUGCAUAUUUUUGAGUGCCCUCUGUUGAUGACGCUGUUGAUCACUUUGUUUCAGGAAAAACGUUUGAGAGACAGAAAAACAGAGUCGGAGGAAAGCCUGCAGAAGCGUUUACAUAUAGCCAGGGUAGACAUGGAGAUCAGUAAGUAUUUAAAGCUUGUCGCCAAAAUCUGUAACAUGAUUAACUUUAAACAGAGCACUGACACCAAAUCUAUCUCUACCUAGGCAGAGAACCUGGACUGUUUGAUACCGUCAUUAUCAAUGAUGAUUUGGAGGAAGCUUAUGGGCAGUUAAAACAGGCUCUUCUUGUGGUAAGUUGGUGCUUGACACAGCUUAAGGUCAAAUACAUAAUUCUGAUUGAUCACACAGCAACAGCAGACCGUUGCUAUGAAGAACAGACUGUUGCUAUGAAGAACAGACUGUUGCUAAGGAUGGAACUCUGAUGAGGGACUCAAGCAGACUGUCUGACUGUGAGGCUAAAAACAGAGGAAAAGAAAAAGCAGAAGAGUUUGGAAGUUGAAGUAAACACUUAAACCAGUAAAAUCAAUGAAAUAUAUGUAGUUCGUUGAUUUCUUAAGGAGGUAUCCUCUUGUAAUAAGCAGGUCGUUAUAGCAGAUGAACUCCUCCAGGGUGAGGUCUUGCUCACCCUGCUGGGGUUUUUUGUUAUCCACUAUAACAACCUGUUCACUGCACAUAAUUCUCUAGAUAAUUCACAGAUAUUUAACCCCAGAUGAAUGCUUUUAGUUCAGUGUCCACAAACUUGCUUCACAGGUUUGCACAUUGACAAACUUUUGUUGAAGCAAGACUGUGAUUUUGCAAACAUCUCUGCCCAAAUGAGCAACGAUUGUUUUGCCCUCAACUUUCAUUCAUAAUUUUGUCAAUUUGUUAGUAUUUACUGAAUUGUAAGAGUGCUAUUCCUCUAUUUUCCAGGAAAUCACCAAGGUCAAGAAUGUCAACAUGUCUUCGUAG
Messenger RNA from Xyrichtys novacula (pearly razorfish), 5258 nucleotides. The record is from the annotation of a GenBank genome assembly. Lineage: Eukaryota; Metazoa; Chordata; Actinopteri; Labriformes; Labridae.